This is a messenger RNA of Lichtheimia ornata, 546 nucleotides long. RefSeq lists its product as uncharacterized. Lineage: Eukaryota; Fungi; Mucoromycota; Mucoromycetes; Mucorales; Lichtheimiaceae. The transcript has 3 exons. The coding region runs from base 1 to 546 and encodes 181 amino acids. The record is from RefSeq and is a predicted model, not a curated record.
AUGAGGUCGGCUUCUAUUAGGGAAGAAUUGGAAGCAAUUACAAGUUCUUAUGAUUAUGGCAUUGUCCCGGGAUCCGCCACAGCCUUCCAUCUUGACGAAGCCAUGGGGUUUGGUCGAGUGGAUCUCACGUUGCUAGAAGGUGUCAUGGUGAUUAUUGAAGUGAACCAACAAGGCUACAAGGUGGUCUCACAAUCAGCCCUCUUUUGUGGACCGGCAGCUGAACAAGCGACCAAAACAAUCGAAGGAUACAUGGAUCACCCCUUUGAGACCGUGGAAAAUCUAUUGAUGUCCAUAUCCCCCUUGUUUGCUGAAAGGUUUCGACAAGUGCUCUGCCAAAAACUUGACAAUAUCAACAACCAAUCUGCCCCAUCAUCCACUCCAGCACAAUCGGAAGACCUAACAGCAUCAACAACCUUCCAUAAUUUCGAUCCCGUGCUACCACCACAACCAUCAUCAUCAUCAGCACAACCGCCAACACCACAACAACAAGACCUAUACCCCACAUCACAUUCGUUUCUGCAUCAACCUCCAACCAUGUUUGAAUAA